GCUUCAUUACUCUCACAUCUACUUUCUGAUCCCUUGUGCAUCAAUUCUCACACCACAUACUCUACUCAUACUUUCUUACAUUAAUGAGCACGAAUUGCAAACAAACAAUCGCAGCCAAAACCAAAAUCAGAGCCGCAUCGUGGCCGGCACAAAAAUGGCUCGCACACUACCUUCACUUUCCGCUAAGGACGACAAGAAACCUAAACUGCCAAGAAUAGGAAAGAACCAAAGAAUCCAAAAGCGACCCCUUCUGCACCCCGCAAUCGCGUCACCCCGCUCCUCUUCCGAGAAAGUCGUGUACGUCUCUGACAAAUCGCAAUUCAUUGCCAUCGUGAAACGAGUCCGUAAAUACCUAGAUGGCGCAGAAUUUCGUGCCGGGCCUACAGUUUUGCCUAGUACAGACAGAGAGUUGAUGAGAGAAAUCGAAGAAGGCAUUAAGACAAGUAGGAUGGAAAGAAAAUCAGGGAGUGGUAAUGGCGAAGAAGUAGUAAUGAAAGGAACGGGGAAAGCAAUUGAGAAAACCUUAAUGUUAGCGCAUUGGUGGCAGCAACAAGAAGGUGUAAGAGUGGUAGUUAGGACGAAGAGUGUAGCGACUGUUGACGAUAUUGUGGGAAUUGACAAUAAGGAUGACGAUAUGGAGGAGAGUGAGAGCAGGGUCAGGAGGGUUAGUGUGCUGGAAGUUGCCGUUUCCUACAUUUGAUUGACGGAUUCAAUUUAAUUGAAAGCAGAUCUCGCGACCAAGAGAAUGAAUCUUGCAGCAGAGCCGAGUUUGUUGGAUUAUUUGGGUUUGGAGUUUAAGUAUGGAGUCAUGGUACAUUGCAAAAAGGCGCAACGAUAUGGAAUACUUGGAAUGGACUGGUGCUAGAUACCAAAACGAAAUGUACAUGACUAAAGCUUGGAUUGUAAUGUACGAAUGAACGUAAAAUUGUGCACUCGAGGGGCCCUGUUCCUA
Molecule: messenger RNA, 952 nt
Organism: Botrytis cinerea B05.10
Lineage: Eukaryota; Fungi; Ascomycota; Leotiomycetes; Helotiales; Sclerotiniaceae
Exons: 2
Coding region: 155-700 (181 amino acids)
Biological process (GO): intronic box C/D snoRNA processing; nuclear-transcribed mRNA catabolic process, RNase MRP-dependent; tRNA 5'-leader removal
Cellular component (GO): ribonuclease MRP complex; nucleolar ribonuclease P complex
Molecular function (GO): RNA binding
Source: RefSeq, a predicted model, not a curated record